Trichogramma pretiosum is the source of this 504-nucleotide messenger RNA. RefSeq lists its product as uncharacterized. The transcript is spliced from 2 exons. Bases 86 to 433 code for a protein of 115 amino acids. The record is from RefSeq and is a predicted model, not a curated record. NCBI's taxonomy places the organism in Eukaryota, Metazoa, Arthropoda, Insecta, Hymenoptera, Trichogrammatidae.
CAGCGGCCCCGGUCUUCAACUCAUUACAAGUCGAAUCGACCUCCUUUACAUACUCAUCUGACCUGUAGGUUUCGGGUUGACAGACAUGCUCGAGCAAGAAAUUGGUUGUACAGGCACCCCAACGGUGCCGAUGACACGCCGCAAAUCAACACUGAACAUGCGCGAUUCAGAACGCGAGACCGCAAUCGUAUGGGCCACACUCUCACGCCGAGCAGUAAGAACCUCAGCAGGUACAGCACUGAGCGUAACUGAAUCGGUUACAAUCAGCUUUCCACACUUCCUGUAUUUAUUAUUCUGCAUCGGCAGAGUGAAAAUUUCCGUUGUAAACGACACGAUCAGGUCACGGUACACAAGUUUUGUCUUCCGUUACAUAAACACAGAAAAUCCACAUACCGGGCACACGAUUCACAGGUUAAGGAAACUUAUUUUUUAACUUUUAAGGCACCCGCAGCAAUCUGACAGCCAAGCAACUGCAACAGUCAGAACCCUGAAGCAAGAGAGAGA